This is a messenger RNA of Sciurus carolinensis (gray squirrel), 3254 nucleotides long. RefSeq names its product hydroxyacyl-CoA dehydrogenase (gene Hadh). Gene Ontology annotation, molecular function: NAD+ binding; (3S)-3-hydroxyacyl-CoA dehydrogenase (NAD+) activity. Lineage: Eukaryota; Metazoa; Chordata; Mammalia; Rodentia; Sciuridae. The coding region runs from base 88 to 1032 and encodes 314 amino acids. Gene Ontology annotation, cellular component: mitochondrion. Gene Ontology annotation, biological process: fatty acid beta-oxidation. The transcript has 8 exons. The record is from RefSeq and is a predicted model, not a curated record.
CCCCAGAAGUCCGCUGGCUGCCUAGGCCCAGUCGUUCUUGCUUUCCCUUUAGUCUUCGGUCGCUGUCCCUGUCGCCGCCACUGCACCAUGGCUUUCGUAACCAGGCAGUUUGUGCGCUCCGUGUCUUCUUCGUCCUCCGCUUCGGCCUCGGCGAAGAAAAUUAUCGUCAAGCACGUGACGGUCAUCGGCGGCGGGCUGAUGGGCGCCGGCAUUGCCCAGGUUGCUGCAGCAACUGGCCACACAGUAGUGUUGGUGGACCAAACAGAGGACAUCCUGGCAAAAUCCAAAAAAAGUAUUGAGGAGAGCCUUAGGAGAAUGUCAAAGAAGAAGUUUGCAGAAAACCCUAAGGCUGGUGAUGAGUUUGUGGAGAAGACCCUGAGCAGCAUAUCGACCAGCACAGAUGCAGCGUCUGUUGUCCACAGCACAGACCUGGUGGUGGAGGCCAUUGUGGAGAAUCUGAAGGUGAAGAAUGAGCUCUUCCAAAGGCUGGACAAGUUUGCUGCUGAACAUACAAUUUUUGCCAGCAACACUUCUUCUUUGCAGAUCACAAGCAUAGCCAAUGCCACCACCAGACAAGACCGAUUUGCUGGCCUCCAUUUCUUCAACCCAGUGCCCAUGAUGAAACUCGUAGAGGUCAUUAAAACACCAAUGACAAGCCAGAAGACAUUUGAAUCUCUCGUAGACUUUAGCAAAACCUUGGGAAAACAUCCUGUUUCUUGCAAGGAUACUCCGGGGUUUAUUGUGAACCGUCUCCUGGUGCCAUACCUCUUAGAAGCGAUCAGGCUACAUGAACGAGGAGAUGCAUCCAAGGAAGACAUUGACACUGCAAUGAAGUUGGGAGCUGGAUACCCUAUGGGUCCAUUUGAACUUGUUGAUUAUGUUGGGCUGGAUACUACAAAGUUCAUUCUGGAUGGGUGGCAUGAAAUGGAUGUGAAGAACCCACUGUUUCAGCCCAGUGCAUCCCUAAAUAAGCUGGUAGCAGAGAAGAAGCUGGGCAAGAAGACUGGAGAAGGAUAUUACAAAUACAAAUGAUGCCCAGCUUCUCUGGCUUCGGGAAGAAGCUUCAUGAGUGUGCUCUAGCCAGCCCUGAGGGCCGUGGGGAUGUGUUUUGGUCAGGCAAUCCCUCACCCUGCACAGUCUGUUCAGUGUGCAUUUCGAUUGUAAUCUAUCUGAGGUAAUUAUUUCACUAGUCACAGUAAUUAUAGAUUCUUCCUUUGAGAACUAAUUUCCUUUUUUAGUCUAUUCAUUUCUAUGUAUUUUCUAAAAAACUUUACACCCUUAGUGCCUUGGAGCAAAUGUUUCUUUUGAACCUUGUCUUUUUUGUAAUGCAUUGCCUGAAUCACUCAGAAAGGGAAGGCCCUUCCUCUGAGAGUGAACUGCUGACUUCAUGUUGCUGUGCCUGCCUGUUACCGAGGCAGCAGCGCACACUGUGCAUCUAUGAGGGGCUGCAGCCAGUGGCACCUGCAUCUUGCCUUUCUGAGAACAUUUUGCUGCCUGCAGCUUUAAGCCUUAUCCUACAUCUGGGUGCACCUAAGAUGUUAUGUCUUUAUUCAGCUCAUCAUCAAGACACUGCUGCUGGAUUAGUGGGAAUCUCUAUGUAUGUUUGGUUUCCAGGAAGAAGUCUGUUUUCAUGCUCAUUCAUAUCUGCAAAUCUUAAUCAUUACUGUUUUUUUUUUCUUUUCAUAAAAAAUCAGUGCUGCAAACUCCUGUAAAUUGACUUCUAAUAAAAUAUAAUCUGUUAAUCUGAAAAUUUGGGAAUAAACAUGUAAUUUUAAAUGACAAAUACUUAAAUUAUUAUAAAAGUAAAAGGUUGAUGAUCCAGGCAGAAGCUAUGCCCCAUAUUCUCUGGCUGAUUGUUAUUUUAUAAAUUGGCAGUUAUGGUGAGGGAAUGGCAGAAGGCAUUUGUGUAAAACCCGCCUGAGGCUGUCCCUUUCACAUUUCUUACUAGUAAAGUAGUAAUAAGGGCACAGAGAGUGAUUUUUAAGGAACAUCUGUUUCUUCUUUGCCAACAAAGUGAAAUAGUGUAACAUAAGCUUCUUUUAAUCAUUGGCUUGAGAAAGUGUCUUCCAUGAUAGUAUUUAGGACUUGGAAAGACAUCAGAAGCCCUGAGGUCCAGUGGCCUCAUUAGCAGAGUUUAAGGGAUGUGCCCAAGGUCACCAGAUAAUUUUGUUGAAGAAUCCAGAUUAGAUCUAGGUUUUGAUGAUAAAAUUAAAUACACAAGAGUAAAUACGAAAAUCUCAAAUCUAAACUGCAAACAGGACUUUCCCCAAAAUGGAUGCCCUUGCAUAGUUCCGAUGGUUGACAGAUUUUUUUUUCCUUUCAUAAUUGAAGAAAGAUUAUUAAUUUUAAAAAUAUUCAAAUGUAUUUCAAAGUGAAAAAAUACAUACAUAACAUUUCUACCACUUUAGAAACUAGUUUAGGAAGCUUCCAGGCUAUUCUUGUAAAACAUUGUCUAACAAAAGGAAGUGCCUGUGCAACUGUGACCAUUUUCUCCUCUCAAGGUGACCCUGUGACCCAACGGCCCCCUGCUCACUCUCAGGCUGGCUCUUGAUCUUUGACAUGAACCAUAGCCCAGGAGGGGCUUUACUUCCUCAUUCUGAGCAGAGUCCACAUAGAACCUGAGCCUUCAUCCUGGAAAUAGCAGGACUCUGUCUUGCCCACUGAAUUCCAGGAAAGGGAGAGAACUCAGCACUGUGACUGUUGGACUGGGAGGGUAAGGGUCACAGUAGUCUUUCUGACUCAAUUUUAAAACACACUUUUAACCUACCCAACAGUUGAAAGCCCUGGCCUCUGAAUUGUUAUUUUUAAUUUUUUUUCCCCAUGCACCAGGAAGUGGGUGUUGAAUAUUGUCCUCUUCUUAAACCUGGGACUUGGGGAGUUGCCUCCCUUCCCAGCUCCUUGGUUCUGCAUUCUCAGGUGGGCAUGGUUCCUCCCAAGGAGAGCUGUGUGGCAGGAUGGUCCAUUAUAGCUGCUGCCAUUCACCUCAGCAUGUGUUUGGAAACCAAACCUGAAUGAGAACCCUAGCCGCCUAUGCUUUCCUGAGCUGUUUUGGCUGCCCUUGUUGAGGAAGGGCAGCAACCAUGAGUCUUCCUAACAUUCUAAAGUAACUACCAGAUCUUAGUUCAAAUAGUUUAAUUUCCCCCCCUCUACUUCCUCUUCAUGAUAUUUUUAUUCCUUAAGAAGUGAACAUUUGAAAUCGAAACCUUACAAUGUAUGAAAUGACUUGUUGGAGGAAAAAAAAAAAAGUCUCUGAA